GUUCUGUCAAAGUUAGUAAGCUCUUGGUGUAGGUUUUGUUUUUUUUUCUAUUAUUUUUAUUUUAUUUAUUUAAAUUAUACAGAAACUUUUAGUUAAAUUUACACCGUUUUAGUUUUUUUUUUUGGUUUUUAAACAUGAAGCCUAAGUUAAAAUCCCCCGACAAAAAGUCCGACCUAAAUAAGCCCUUGAAAGUGUCCAAACCAAAACCUAGGUCCAAAAAGUCUUUAUUAAAUGCUGCAUCCCCAAAAAAUGCUACUAUGCUAGAUAAUUGGAUUAAAAAGGAAAAAGUGGGCGACGACGAGUCGGGCAGGAUUACAGAAGCUGUAAGUAAUAAUGGAGAGAAUGUUAAAAAACCACAAAAAGUUCAGAAGAACCCAGGAACUUCGAACAAACUCUUCCUUUAUAUUAAACUUAACAAGUUGGACCUGACAGGCUCAUUACCAAAUAGUACAAAAGAAAAACAAACCGGUUCUUCUACUACAGCAAAAAAACCAGAGGAAAAUGGAAAUAUUGAGGGAAAAAUCUAUGUAAGACUAAAAAAUAAACAUUAUAAGUGUGUAAAAUGUGAUUUCACUCACUUGAAGCAUCAUGGACUAAAGACCCACUUUGACAAAACCCACAACACCAAUGUUUACAAAUGUAAGCUCUGCCCGUUUGAAACCAAACAACAAUACUACUUUAAUACCCAUAUAAAAUUCCAUGCAAUGCCCGAUGUAAAAUGCCCCUACUGCCAAAAGAUGAUCAAACAAUUCAGCUAUAGGAUGCAUAUUAAGGUCCAUGAAAGAAAUAACCAGACUGAAUAUAAAUGUGAUUAUUGUGAUUAUAGAAGUUAUAAUCAUGCUAAUGUGAAGAGGCAUAUGAUAACACAUAAAGAUUAUGAGGAGUUGACACAAUAUAAAUGUGAUCAAUGUCAUUUUGUUACAGUUUAUAAAGAACGUCUAAAAUGCCACAAACAGACCCACACCCAAGAAGGAAAAUGGACAAAGUGUCCCCUAUGCGAUUUCAGCACCCGUUACCGAGCUCACCUGCGACGUCACCUUUUAAACAGCCACGGAGAAAGGAACAUCGAAUGUCCUCAGUGUCCCCAAAAGUUCACCAGCGAAUUAAAUUUAAAAAACCACAUGAAGAGGAAGCACGUCGACGAGAGCGAGAAAAAGUAUUACUAUUGUGAGAUGUGCCCCAAGGAAAAUCAGUAUAGGACCACCGAGAAACCGAAUUUGAUAAGGCACACAUUAGUGCACAGGACUAUGGAUGAGAUUGAGGUGUUUGCUUGUCACAAAUGUCCAUAUCUGGGCAAAACGAGGAACGCGUUGAAAGUUCAUCUGAUUAACGCCCAUUUGCCCGAAAUGCACACGCACAAGUGCUCCAUCUGCGGCUACUCUACCAUAACUAAAUCUAGAUACCAAUUGCAUGUCAGGGAAGUCCAUGGAAAACCAAUCAAAUUUCAAAGGAAAAAUAACGUGAAUAAUAAUAGUGGCGAAACUGGAGAGGAGGCAAAGGUUUAACUGGACGUUUAAAGCAUUUUUGUCUGUAAUUUUUAGUUUCUACUUUUUGCACACCAUUAUACACCAUUGUUAAAUUUAAUUGAAAAUUUUAGUUUAAGGUAUAUAUACAUUUAUUAUUUGUGGUUAAGUAUAAUAUUUUACUUGUCUUUCUUUAUUGUACCUUUUUAUGUAUACAUUAAAAGGCAAUUAUACCAAAAA
Molecule: messenger RNA, 1703 nt
Organism: Anthonomus grandis grandis
Lineage: Eukaryota; Metazoa; Arthropoda; Insecta; Coleoptera; Curculionidae
Product: zinc finger protein 888-like
Exons: 5
Coding region: 135-1505 (456 amino acids)
Biological process (GO): regulation of DNA-templated transcription
Molecular function (GO): DNA-binding transcription factor activity, RNA polymerase II-specific; RNA polymerase II cis-regulatory region sequence-specific DNA binding
Source: RefSeq, a predicted model, not a curated record